This is a messenger RNA of Parnassius mnemosyne (clouded apollo), 996 nucleotides long. Lineage: Eukaryota; Metazoa; Arthropoda; Insecta; Lepidoptera; Papilionidae. The record is from the annotation of a GenBank genome assembly.
AUGCCAAAACUUGAAGAAAAACCGAGGAUUUUCUUGGAAGAAUAUCGCUUGAAGAAUGCUGCGAAUGAUUAUGGCAUGGCUGAUGAAAAAUGGAAUUUUAAAAAAUUCGCCAAAAACUUCCGUAUUGUUAUUGUAAGACUAGAUAAAUUUGAGAUGGAAUUUGAUUUGAUUGGUAUUCAACCUGCUUUUGCAAAUGCUUUUCGAAGACUGAUGUUAAGUGAAGUUCCCAGUAUGGCGAUUGAAAAAGUAAUGAUUACAAACAACACGUCUAUUAUACAAGAUGAAGUGUUAGCCCAUAGGCUAGGACUAAUUCCCCUCAAAGCUGAUCCAAGACUCUUUGAAUACCGCCCAGAAGAUGCUACUGAAGGAACAGAAUUUGAUACUUUGGAGUUUUCUCUAAAAGUCAAAUGCACCACAAAUAAAUCACAACCCAAGGAUUCAUAUAGAACGGAGGAUUUAUAUGAAAAUCAUAGUGUAUAUUCUUCGCAAAUUAAAUGGCACCCAAUUGGAAACCAGACAUCUGUUUAUAAGGAGACUGAUAUAGGACCUGUACACGGUGACAUUCUGAUAUCUAAAAUGAGGCCAGGGCAUGAAUUAGAUCUUCACCUCAUUGCUGUAAAGGGUAUUGGAAAGGAUCAUGCUAAGUUUUCUCCUGUUGCCACAGCGUCAUAUCGUUUACUACCAGAGGUAACAUUGACGCGUGAAAUCCGAGGGGGUCAAGCUUCAAUACUUCAGAGCUGUUUUUCACCAGGAGUUAUAGGAAUUGAUUCCGACGGCAAAGCAUUUGUUAAAGACGCGCGUUACGAUACCUGCAGCCGGAAUGUCUACAGAUACGAAGACAUAAAAGAUGCCGUUAUACUCAGUAGAGUACGCAAUCAUUUUAUUUUUAAUGUGGAGUCUGUUGGAGCAAUGCCACCGAAUGUUAUAUUUGUUGAAGCUGUUAAAAUACUAAGAGAUAAAUGUAAAUCGCUUUUGGAUGAAUUAAACAACUUUUAA